Messenger RNA from Drosophila subpulchrella, 302 nucleotides. RefSeq lists its product as uncharacterized. NCBI's taxonomy places the organism in Eukaryota, Metazoa, Arthropoda, Insecta, Diptera, Drosophilidae. The transcript is spliced from 2 exons. The record is from RefSeq and is a predicted model, not a curated record. Bases 19 to 258 code for a protein of 79 amino acids.
UUUGACGUUUGCGAUAGAAUGAACACAAUCAGCGUGUUAAUGUUGUUCGUUCUGCUGGCAAUAGGAGUAGCAGCUCAGGCUCCUUUGCCAGGCAACGAUCCUACCGUAUCCAUUCUGUCCUACAAAAAUGACCAGGACUUGGAGAAAAUUCAGCGGCAGAUCAUAGCGCAAUACGAAAGGUUCGGAGGAACCACCUAUGUGCACAAACCGCUGACGGCCAGAACUAUUAACCCAGCCAGCCUAGGGACUAACAUUUAAUGCUCCCCGAAAAUAAAUCGUUAAUUUUUGAGAUUUGUAAACCU